Molecule: messenger RNA, 213 nt
Organism: Prunus armeniaca (apricot)
Lineage: Eukaryota; Viridiplantae; Streptophyta; Magnoliopsida; Rosales; Rosaceae
Source: the annotation of a GenBank genome assembly
AUGGGAAGGGGUAAGAUUGUGAUAAGGAGGAUUGACAAUUCCACGAGCCGCCAAGUGACGUUUUCGAAGCGGAGGAACGGGCUGCUGAAGAAGGCCAAGGAGCUGGCGAUCUUAUGUGACGCGGAGGUCGGAGUUAUGAUCUUCUCCAGCACCGGCAAGCUCUAUGAUUUUGCAAGCACCAGGUCCUACUUAUUCUAUAACAUCUUUAAUUAG